Messenger RNA from Perkinsus marinus ATCC 50983, 3465 nucleotides. RefSeq names its product phosphofructokinase, putative. The transcript is spliced from 35 exons. The record is from RefSeq and is a predicted model, not a curated record. Gene Ontology annotation, biological process: response to glucose; photosynthesis; fructose 6-phosphate metabolic process. The coding region runs from base 1 to 3465 and encodes 1154 amino acids. Gene Ontology annotation, cellular component: cytosol. NCBI's taxonomy places the organism in Eukaryota, Perkinsozoa, Perkinsida, Perkinsidae. Gene Ontology annotation, molecular function: diphosphate-fructose-6-phosphate 1-phosphotransferase activity; 6-phosphofructokinase activity.
AUGUGUGGUGGUGAUAGUAGGGCUUUGUUCGUUAUGGAGGAUGAAGCCGCCGCCGACACCACCGACGCGGCCGGUGGUGCCCAGAGUGCUGACCAAGCCAAGGAGAGCACCUCCACUGGGGAAUCAGCAGAGCAAACGGCGGCACCUACAGGGCACCCCGGGGCUAGCCCCAUGGGGCCGCGUUUGAAUAUGCCGAGGAAAUUCGAGAGGCGUCAUAAACUGUCUGUUCGUACUGAGAGGUGGUAUGAUGACAGUGUUAGCUUCACGAGAGGCACUUCGUUUGCGGUACGGAAUUUCCAACAUCGAAGUCUGAUGGAAUCACUAUGCAAUCGGCGGCCUGUUCCAACGCCUGAUGUUGUUAACCGCGAUAAAACGAGGAGAUAUGUGAUCGAGCGGGUCGAGGAUAGCAAACUACAGCUGGACCCUGAGGUCUUCGAGGAUUGGCCUCAUCUGAGAUCCCAUGACACUCCAGUUAUGCUUCGUCCCGCAGUGGAGGAGACUGGCCUUGCGCAAGACUUCACUGAAGAAAUUACCAUUGGCGUGAUGCUCACUGGUGCAUGGGGCCCCGCGUCAGGUAUACAUAAUGUCGUCUUGGGAGUGAACGACCAUCUUGAACAAAGAUUCAAGAAGUAUCGUCUGCUGGGCUUCAUGGACGGCCCGAGCGGGUUCGCUAGUGGGAACUUCCUUGAGCUGAAUGCGAUGCCAAACUUGAGUAGUUAUGCUAAUCAAGGUGGAUCAGAUCUAUUACGUUACGGUAGCCUCCGUGCCAUGGAUGAGGGCGACUUCAAAGAGAUACAUGCGCUUUGCCGCGAAUACGGUCUGCAUGGGCUCGUCGUUGCUGGCGGCCCAGCCGAAAUUUCCCAUGUAUCGCAGCUCGUGUGUUAUUUCGAAUCGGUCCCGGAGGCUGAGAGGGUGUCGAUAAUUUCGGUCUACGUGCCCAAAUGGCUGCCCAUUACUCUCGGUUUCGAUUCAGCGAUGACGGUCAGCUGUGAAUUUGCUGGCAACUUGGCAAUGGAUGGUCUCUCAUCUGGAAGGCAUAUCGAUUAUCAUUUCAUUCGGUGUGGUUCGAGUACAGCGACACUGGAGGUGGCCCUUCAAGUGCGGCCGACUUAUACGAUUCUAGCUGAGGACUUGACUCAGUGUGGUCCCGAUGGACGCGUGAAAACUCUGAGAAGUUUGGUUAAGACUGUUGCCAAUUUGAUGAUAACACGUUACCAAAUGCACCGACUCCGAAGCGGCACGAUUCUCAUAUCUGAUGGAUUUUAUGAUUUCCUACCGCACUUCGCCGAACUCGAGCGUGAAUGCCGUCAACUUCAACAGAAUUGUUCGGAUAUCGACAAGCCGCCCUCAAUCGAGGAUGCUCUCCGACUUUUAUCUCCACCGUGUUUGGACCUCUUCGUACAGCUGCCAAGGUCUGACCAGGAUCGUCUCGUGAAGGCCUACGAUAAGGAAGGGAAGCCGAUAGAGGUGGGGACCGAACCAGAAAGGCUACUUGCUAUGCUCGUGAUGGAAUAUAUACGUGUUAUGAACGAGGGUAUUCACAGACGAAAUGCAGCUAAAGAUAUAUGUGGCGGAAAUUCUGGGCCGGGCUCACAAGGAGGCAGCUCGCUAGCUGGCACUGAGAGCUAUGAUGAGGAUUCUAUUCAAGAUAUGGAGGAGGAAUUCCCCACACCGUGUUUGAGAGUGCACUAUCUCGGCCAAGAAGCACGGUGCCCUCUUCCGAGCAAAUUCGAUUGCCAAUUUGGAUGGGCAUUAGGCCAGGCUGCAGCAGCGUUGGCAAUAGCACCGAGGGGAAGGUAUAACGGCUACGUGGCAGUUGUGACAGAUUUGCUCGAAGACACUUCUAAGUGGGGUAUCGGCGGGAUUCCGCUAGCUCCCCUCCUCCGAAAGCAAAAAGAUCCGGAAUUGAUCCCUAUACCGGCAAUCGCUGAAAACAAGGAAGCAGUUUAUCGGGCUAAUCAGAAACUGAAGAGAGAGGCUAAAGUCCUGCUGGUGUCCAAAAGGGAGAUUUGUACUAGAGAUGAUCAUGUGAUGAACAUCUACAACAGAUUGAGAAUUGGCGACAUAUAUAAUUACAAGACUAGAAGCAUUGCCCUGUGUACCCCCGGGAACGCCAACACGGAAAACAUUCUUUCACAUAACUUCUCGCAGUGGCCUUCUCGCAGGUGCGAUGUGUCGGCGGUGAGCAUCGGCGCUCAGCGAGGAGGGGAAGUGCCAGGGGAGUUCGCCGCGGCAGGGAAUGGUCAUUCAUCACCGCAUUUCUCGCAAAGCAGAAAGAUUCGCUCUCAAACUGUCGCGGUGGCAGAUUUGGAUGUCACAUUCCCUACUGAAAAAAUAAUCACAUCUGUGAAGGAAGAGCAAAACGAAGGCGAUGAAGCGGAGCUCAGGAGUUUCCCAGGCUACAUUAUGAAAAUUUACACAAAAUUCGAGAUAUUCCACACCACUACUUUACGUAUCGGUAUCGUAUUCUUGGGUCGUCAGUCACCUGGAUGCCACAACAUAGUUUGGGGGCUCAAGUCGUAUGUGGAUGCUCAGCCUGGAGGUCAACUCAUUGGCAUCGCCCUAGGGGCUUUGGGAUUCGUGAAAGGGUAUACUGUGAAUUUGGACUCGGAUCAGUUGCUUUCGCUGUAUCGUAACCAAUCAGGACUAGACCUCCUGGGAAGAACUGAUCUCACUUUAAGAACUACCGAAGAUCUCAUCGCGUGCGCACGUACUUGCCAGAAACUGUCUCUAGACGGUGUCGUGGUGGUUGGCGGUGUCGGCACUCAUGCUGAUUCUGCCCUACUCGCAGAGACGAUGGCAAAAAUGCAAGUCUCAACUAAAGUCAUUGGAGUGCCAGCGUCUGUUGAAAAUGACAUACCUCUGGUAGAACAGACCCUGGGUUACGACACUGCAUGUAAAGUGUUUUCUAAUAUCAUUGGCAAUAUUGCAACGCUUGCAGCGAGCGGAACUCGCGAGUGGUACUUUAUUCGUAUAUGUGGACGCUCAAUGAGCCAUAUUGCCGCUGAAUGCGCACUGCAUGCUCAUCCGAACUUGUUUUUGAUUUCUGAGGAAAUUCGAGCCCGGAAUAUGAGCUUGCGCGAUCUGAUCAACUUAGUAUGUGAUGUGAUUUUGAAGAGAUGUCAGCAAGGAAUGGACUACGGUGUGAUACGAUCGAUGCACGCACAAGAACAUAGGUUGUUGAUGAAUGCCUCUACUGGUGUGAAGCCAAGUACCAUGCUCCAUCGAAGUUUGUUUGAGACGCUGAGUCCGAGCGCUAGAGCCAUGUACGACUCUCUACCUGAUAGAAUCCAAUAUGGUAUAUGGCAACAAUACGUGGCAACGCCCCCUGGAAGCCAAUACGAACUGCCCCAUUUGGAAUCUGAACUGUUACUCAAGUCGCUGGUGGCAAUAGAGUUGCCCAGAAGACGAUUGUUGCCAUACUCACAGCUUGCAUAUCCAGGGUCGCAGCGCGAUGCCUUCUAA